GUUUUAAGGUUAAUUUAAUUAAUAUUAAUUUAAUUUUCUCUCCAUCCAGAUAAACUGAAAUACAUGGCCCAGGUCAAUUGCACACAGGUAAAGGAGUUUAUUCUCAUGGGCCUCACAGAUCGUCACGACUUGAAGACGCCUCUUUUUGUGGUUUUCUUAACUAUCUACCUCUUCACAGUAGUAGGCAACCUGGGUUUGAUCCUAGUCAUUAGAACAGAUGCACGACUCAACACACCAAUGUACUUCUUUCUUAGCAACCUGGCUUUUGUCGAUUUUUGUUAUGCUUCUGUCAUUACACCCAAAAUGCUUGGGAACUUCCUGUACGAACAAAAUGUUAUCUCCUUCAAUGCCUGUGCUGCUCAGUUAGGCUGUUUCCUGGCCUUCAUGACAGCUGAAUGCUUGCUUCUCGCUUCCAUGGCCUAUGACCGAUAUGUGGCCAUUUGUAACCCUCUCCUCUACAUGGUUGUAAUGUCCCCAAGUAUCUGCAUUCAGCUUGUGGCUAUUCCCUAUAGUUACAGCUUCCUGGUUGCACUCUUUCAUACCAUCCUCACCUUCCGCCUCUCCUAUUGCCACUCUAAUGUCAUCAAUCAUUUCUACUGUGAUGACAUGCCUCUCCUCAGGCUAACUUGUUCAGACACUCAUUCCAAACAGCUAUGGAUCUUUGCCUGUGCCGGUAUCAUGUUCAUUUCUUCCCUUCUGGUUGUCUUUGUCUCUUACAUGUAUAUUAUUUCUGCCAUUCUGAGGAUCCGCUCAGCUGAGGGCAGGCGCAAGGCUUUCUCCACAUGUGGCUCCCACAUGCUGGCGGUCACCAUAUUCUAUGGAACCCUGAUCUUUAUGUAUUUACAGCCAAGCUCUAACCAUUCCCUUGACACAGAUAAGAUGGCCUCUGUCUUCUACACAGUGAUCAUUCCUAUGCUGAACCCGUUGAUCUACAGCCUUCGGAACAAGGAGGUGAAGGACGCCGUGAAGAAAGUCACCAUCAGUGGAAACAAGGCUUUUCUGUUCAUGAAAUUAAAAAAAUGA
Messenger RNA from Pteronotus mesoamericanus, 1023 nucleotides. Its product is annotated as olfactory receptor 1044. Gene Ontology annotation, biological process: sensory perception of smell; G protein-coupled receptor signaling pathway. The coding region runs from base 64 to 1023 and encodes 319 amino acids. NCBI's taxonomy places the organism in Eukaryota, Metazoa, Chordata, Mammalia, Chiroptera, Mormoopidae. Gene Ontology annotation, cellular component: membrane. The record is from RefSeq and is a predicted model, not a curated record. The transcript has a single exon. Gene Ontology annotation, molecular function: olfactory receptor activity; G protein-coupled receptor activity; odorant binding.